Messenger RNA from Prinia subflava (tawny-flanked prinia), 4365 nucleotides. RefSeq names its product leucine rich repeat containing 7 (gene LRRC7). Gene Ontology annotation, molecular function: protein binding. Gene Ontology annotation, biological process: neurotransmitter receptor transport postsynaptic membrane to endosome; positive regulation of neuron projection development; cell-cell adhesion. The transcript has 25 exons. The coding region runs from base 1 to 4365 and encodes 1454 amino acids. Lineage: Eukaryota; Metazoa; Chordata; Aves; Passeriformes; Cisticolidae. The record is from RefSeq and is a predicted model, not a curated record. Gene Ontology annotation, cellular component: postsynaptic density; postsynaptic membrane; axon initial segment.
AUGACAAGCAAAAGGAAGCUGAUCGGGCGCCUGGUGCCGUGCCGCUGCUUCCGCGGCGAGGAGGAGAUCGUGUCCGUGCUGGACUAUUCCCACUGCGGCCUGCAGCAGGUGCCAAAGGAGGUCUUCAACUUCGAGCGGACCCUGGAGGAGCUUUACCUCGACGCCAACCAGAUUGAGGAGCUGCCCAAGCAACUGUUCAACUGCCAGGCGCUGCGGAAGCUGAGCAUCCCCGACAACGACCUGUCCAGCCUGCCCACCUCCAUCGCCAGCCUGGUCAACCUCCGCGAGCUCGACAUCAGCAAGAACGGAAUCCAAGAUUUCCCAGAAAACAUCAAGUGUUGUAAGUGUUUAACGAUAAUCGAAGCCAGCGUCAAUCCCGUGUCCAAGCUGCCAGAUGGCUUCACACAACUUCUAAAUUUGACCCAGCUCUAUCUAAAUGAUGCCUUUUUGGAGUUUCUUCCAGCUAACUUUGGAAGACUUGUCAAAUUGCGGAUUUUGGAGUUAAGAGAAAACCACUUGAAAACUCUACCAAAGUCAAUGCACAAACUGACCCAGCUGGAGAGGCUCGACCUGGGCAAUAAUGAGUUCUCGGAGCUGCCUGAGGUUCUUGAACAAAUCCAGAAUCUGAGGGAGCUGUGGAUGGACAAUAAUUCCUUGCAAGUGCUACCUGGGUCUAUAGGGAAGUUAAAACAGCUCGUGUACCUGGAUGUGUCCAAAAACAGGAUCGAGACGGUCGACCUGGACAUCUCGGGCUGCGAGGGGCUGGAGGAUCUGCUCCUCUCAUCCAACAUGCUGCAGCAGCUGCCAGAUUCCAUAGGAUUGUUGAAGAGACUGACAACUCUGAAAGUGGAUGACAAUCAGCUCACAAUCCUGCCCAACGCCAUCGGAAACCUGUCCCUGCUGGAGGAGUUCGACUGCAGCUGUAACGAGCUGGAGGCGCUGCCCUCCACCAUCGGGUACCUGCACAACCUGCGCACCCUGGCCGUGGACGAGAACUUCCUCCCGGAGCUGCCCCGGGAGAUCGGGAGCUGUAAGAACGUGACUGUGAUGUCCCUGCGCUCCAACAAGCUGGAAUUUCUUCCUGAUGAGAUUGGCCAGAUGCAGAAGCUGAGGGUGUUAAAUCUGAGUGAUAACAGGCUGAAGAAUUUGCCCUUCACUUUCACCAAGCUCAAAGAACUGGCAGCCCUGUGGCUUUCUGACAACCAGUCCAAGGCCCUGAUCCCGCUGCAGACCGAGGCGCACCCCGAGACCAAGCAGCGCGUGCUCACCAACUACAUGUUCCCCCAGCAGCCCCGCAGCGACGAGGUCUAUUUCCAGUCAGACAGCGACAGCUUUAACCCCACUCUGUGGGAGGAGCAGAGGCAGCAGAGAAUGACUGUGGCCUUUGAGUUCGAGGACAAGAAGGAAGAGGAGGAAAAUCCAGGGAAAGUGGAGAUCAACCUGAAGCGCUACCCCACGCCCUACCCCGAGGACCUGAAGAACAUGGUGAAAUCCGUGCAGAACCUGGUGAGCAAACCCAGCCUGGGCGUGCGCCCCGAGAACGCCGCCCCGGCCGCCGGCAGCGACCCCGCGGCCAAGGACACCUACGAGCACAAGUGGCCCCUGACCCCCAAGGAGAUCUCCGUGGAGGAUGCCUUUGGACAUCCUGGCUCUGAGAUGAGGAUAGGGGAGCUCCGUCCCUCCAUGCCCGAGACGCCGCUCUACCCCCCCAAACUCAUCCUGCUGGGUAAAGACAAGAAAGAGUCGACAGAUGAGUCUGAAGCAGAUAAGAUCCAUUGUCUGAAUAACAGCGUUUCCUCAGGCACUUACUCAGACUAUUCCCCUUCCCAGGCUUCCUCAGGGUCCUCCAACGCGCACGUAAAAAUGGGCUCCCUGCAGACCACGGCUAAAGAAGCAGUGAAUAACUCUUUGUGGGGGAACAGGCUGGCGCAGUCGUUCCCACAGCCCCUGGAGACCAAGCCAUUGCUGAGCCAGCGGGAAGCGGCUCCGGCCGGGAACGUCCCGGCGCGCCCGGAGCGGCGCCCGCUGAGCGACGCCUUCGCCGACAGCUGGAACGACGGCUCCCACUACGACAACACGGGGUUCGUGGCCGAGGAGAGCGCGGCGGAGAGCGCCGGCACCAACCCCCUGCUGAGCACCAAAUCCAGGAGCUCCUCGGCGCACGGGCGCCGGCCGCUGAUCCGGCAGGACAGGAUCGUGGGGAUCCCCCUGGAGCUGGAGCAGCCCGCGCUCAGAAACGCACACGACUCCGAAGUGCCUCCUCCCAACCCUUGGCAAAAUUGGACCAGAACCCCCAGUCCUUUUGAAGACAGGACAGCUUUUCCCUCCAAACUGGAAAGCACCCCCAACACCAGCCCUUUGCCCGAGCGGAAAGAUCACGUCAAGGAGUCUCCCGAGAUGACGAGCACUUUCACUCCAGGAAUUCCGUGGGAAUACCAUGACUCCAAUGCCAACAGGAGCCUCACAAACGUCUUUUCCCAUAUGCACUGUCGCCCGGACCCUCCCAAAAACGUCAUCUCCAUCAGCAAGAGCACGGAGCGGCUCUCCCCCAUGAUGAGGGAUUUAAAAACGAACAAGUUUAAGAAGUCUCAGAGCAUCGACGAGAUCGACAUCGGUGCGUACAAGGUGUACAACAUCCCCCUGGAAAACUAUGCAUCCGGGAACGACACCGUGGGCCCCCACGAGAGGGUGGACAAGCUGCUGGGCCCCGAGCACGGCGUGCUGAGCAUGUCCCGCAGCCAGUCCGUGCCCAUGCUGGACGACGAGCUGCUCACCUACGGCAGCGUCAAGGUGCAGCCGCAGCACAAGGCGUCGGUCACCAAGAAGGUUUAUCAGUUCGACCAAAGCUUCAACCCCCAGGGCGCCGUGGAGCUGCCGGCCGACAAGCGGCUCCUGCCGCCCUUCCAGCUCAACGCCGAGUACCUGCCCCAGCCGGCCAAGAGCCUGCCGCAGGAGCUGGUGAGCCCGCGGGGCUACCGCGGCUACGCGCCCGUGGAGCCCAUGUUCUCCUUCUCGCAGCCCUCGGUGGGCGAGGAGCCGGCGGCCGCCCCGUUCCCCGGCCCGGCCGCGCGGCCCGGCUUCCUGCGCCGGGCGGAUUCGCUGGUCAGCUCGGCGGAGAUGUCCGUGUUCCGCAGGGUGGGCGAGCCCCAGGAGCUGCCCCCGGCGGACAGGUACGGCCGGGCCCCGUUCCGCGGCGCCCCGGAGCGCCAGGGCAGCAUGGCCGUGCCCGAGGCCCAGUUCCUCAAGCGCAACGGGCGCUACGAAGACGAGCACCCUUCCUACCAGGAAGUGAAAGCCCAGACUGGGAGCUUCCCAGUUAAAAACCUCACGCAAAGGAGGCCCCUGUCGGCACGAAGCUACAGCACAGAGAGCUACGGCACGGCCCAAACGCGGCCGGUCUCAGCGAGGCCCACCAUGGCAGCUCUGCUGGAAAAGAUUCCGUCAGACUAUAACUUGGGUAACUAUGGCGACAAGCCUUCCGAUAGCAGUGAUAUAAAGCCGAGGCCUCCCCCUGGGAAGGGAAAUGAGAGCUGUGCUAAAAUGCCCGCUGACUGGAGACAACAGCUACUUAGACAUAUAGAAGCUAGAAGGUUAGACAGGAGCGCUGCUUACAAACACCACACAGUUAGCCUUGGCAUGCUGCACUCUGGAGGGGUUUCAGCCAUGCAUGCCGGCCGAAGCAUGACUUUAAACUUGCAGCCUAAAUCUAAAUUUGAAAACCAAAUGCUUCAAGAGCUACCUCUACCGAAAACCCCGUCGCAGCAGAGCGGCCUCCUGGACAACGGGCAGGACGAGGUGGCCGUGGGCAGCCCCUGGAACCCCUACCCGCUGGGCCGGCGGGACGUGCCCCCCGACACCGUCACCAAGAAGGCAGGCAGCCACAUCCAGACGCUGAUGGGGUCGCAGAGCCUGCAGCACCGCAGCCGGGAGCAGCAGUACGAGGGCGGCAUGAACAAAGUCACCAUCCAGCAGUACCAGCCGCCCCUGCCCAUCCAGAUCCCGUCCUCGCAGGGCUCCCGGGCCCCCCAGCCCCAGCGGUGCCUCAUCCAGACCAAGGGCCAGCGCAGCACCGACGCCUACCAGGAGCAGUUCUGUGUGAGGAUAGAGAAGAAUCCUGGCCUUGGGUUCAGCAUCAGUGGUGGAAUAAGUGGACAAGGAAAUCCAUUCAAACCUUCUGAUAAGGGUAUCUUUGUUACUAGGGUUCAGCCUGACGGCCCCGCCUCCAGCCUGCUCCAGCCCGGAGACAAAAUCCUGCAGGCCAAUGGACACAGCUUUGUCCACCUGGAACACGAGAAGGCUGUGCUCCUACUGAAGAGUUUCCAGAACACAGUAGACUUAGUUAUCCAACGUGAGCUUACUGUCUAA